AUGAUCGCAGCAUUAGUAAAUAAAGGGCAAAGUCGUCAAGCAAUAGCCCUGUUAUUCAACGAGCUUCAGAAGACAGGACUCAAAAUCACUGACUUCAUUUUCUCCCCAAUCCUGAGAGCUUGUGGAAAAAUUACUGCUGUAAAAGAAGGAGAACAAGUUCAUUGCUUGAUACUGAAACAUGGGUUCAGCAGAGACGUGAUUAUAAUGACUUCAGUCAUCGACAUGUACUCAAAAUGCAGCGCUAUUAAUGAUGCAUACCACGUGUUUGGUGAAAUGCCUGAGAGAGAUAUUGUGGCAACCAAUAGCCUUAUUUACGGGCUGUGCCGGUGUCACUUCACGUCAAAGGCCAUUGAAAUGUUUAAUAACAUGGAUGAACGAAAUAAGGGAUCUUGGAAUUCAUUAAUUUCAGGGCUUGCACAGAAUUCAAAGGAAAGUAUUGCAUUGGCGUUCUUUGAGAGAAUGAGGUUAGAGGGAGCAAAGGUUGAUGUUAUCACCAUGGUGAGUGUUCUUUCCAUUUGUGCUGAGCUUGCAGCAUUAAUCAACGGUACAAAGAUUCAUGGGUUAGUGAUUAAAUAUGGGUUCGAGUUUUAUUUACCUGUUGGAAAUGCAAUUGUUGACAUGUAUGCUAAAUGUGGGAGUAUGGAGAAUGCUUGUUUGUGUUUUAAGCAGUUAGCAAUUAAGAAUGUGGUUUCUUGGACUACCUUGAUUGUGAGUUAUGGAAAACAUGGACAAGGAGUUGAAGCUCUUAAGGCAUUAGAUGCAAUGGAGAGAGAUGGCGUUACGCCUAACAAGAUCACAUUCUUAGGUACCUUAUAUGCAUGUAGUCAUGCAGGACUAGUACAAGAAGGGUGGAGGAUUUUCAACAAAAUGGUGUAUAACUACUCCAUAACACCCAUUAUGGAGCAUUAUACAUGCAUGGUGGAUCUACUUGCUCGAGCUGGUUGCCUCAGUGAGGCCUAUAAUUUCAUUGAAAAGAUGCCCAUAAAGCCAGAUGCCAGGCUUUUGACUGCAUUUCUUAGCUCUUGUUGCUCAUUCAUGAAUGUGGAGCUAGCAAGGAACGUCGGCGAUAGGCUACUGGAAUUAGAGCCAGAAGAAGCAGGAGCCUACAUGCUGCUGUCCAACUUCUAUGGGCUUGUAGGGGACUUGGAACGUGUAGCAAAUGUGAGGAGGUUAAUGCUAAAGCGAGGAAUAAGGAAACAGAAGGCACAUACAUGGGUUGAAAUUGAUAAGAAGGUCCACAGGUUCGAAUCAGGAGAUAGAUCCCAUCCUCUCAGCAAGCAAAUCUAUAGUUGCCUGCAUAAUGUGGUUAACAAGAUGAAGAAGAUUGGGUAUGUACCUAAUACCAGCAUGGUCAUGCAGAAUGUAGAUGAUGGUAGAAAGGAAGAGAUGGUUCUAAGUCAUAGUGAGAAACUGGCUAUUGGACUUGCAUUAAUCAGCACGGCCCCAGGGACUCGGAUUACCAUUGUUAAGAAUCUUAGAGUGUGCGUAGAUUGCCAUGUAGCAACAGCAUUGAUUUCAAAAAUUGAAGGUAGGGAAAUUGUUGCAAGAGAUGCUACCCGAUUUCAUCAUUUCAGAGAUGGAUAUUGCUCUUGCAGAAACCACUGGUGA
This is a messenger RNA of Ricinus communis (castor bean), 1608 nucleotides long. RefSeq names its product pentatricopeptide repeat-containing protein ELI1, chloroplastic. Gene Ontology annotation, molecular function: RNA binding; zinc ion binding; protein binding. The coding region runs from base 1 to 1608 and encodes 535 amino acids. Gene Ontology annotation, biological process: RNA modification. The record is from RefSeq and is a predicted model, not a curated record. The transcript has a single exon. NCBI's taxonomy places the organism in Eukaryota, Viridiplantae, Streptophyta, Magnoliopsida, Malpighiales, Euphorbiaceae.